This is a messenger RNA of Lolium perenne, 1081 nucleotides long. Its product is annotated as chorismate mutase 2, cytosolic. Gene Ontology annotation, molecular function: chorismate mutase activity. Gene Ontology annotation, biological process: aromatic amino acid biosynthetic process; chorismate metabolic process. Gene Ontology annotation, cellular component: cytoplasm. Lineage: Eukaryota; Viridiplantae; Streptophyta; Magnoliopsida; Poales; Poaceae. The record is from RefSeq and is a predicted model, not a curated record.
CUUCUUUGACCACCCAUCCAAGAUAUCCCUUUCGGGCAACCAUAAAUAUCCAACAUCUCUGAGCAGCUAAUCAUCCUGUGGGUCUUCUUCUUCUCCUUCUCUCUCUAACACCAAUGGCUGCGCACUCUCUUUACAGUUAUCUCCUCUUGUCCAACGCGAUCACACUGCUGCUCGUGUCCCCGUGCUGCGUGGGGCUUGGGCUUGACACGGUGAGGGACUUCCUCACCAGGGAGGAGGACACCAUCGUCUUCAGCCUCAUCGAGAGGGCCAAGCACCCGCUGAACCUCCCGGCCUACGAGGAGCACGCGUGGUUCGGCCCCGACGGUCGCCGGCACAACGAUUCCUUCGCCGAGCUCUUCGUCCGGGAGUCCGAGCAGAUCCAGGCCAAGGCUGGAAGGUACCAAAGCCAGGAGGAGAUCCCUUUCUUCCAUUCCAGAGUGCCCUUCACACUGGCACCUCCAUACAACUUCACAACCGAUCUGUAUCCUGGGGCAGAAUCUGUUAACGUGAAUGAUAUCAUAUGGGGCAUAUAUUUCAACGAACUGCUCCCUCUACUGGCCAAGAAUGGUGAUGAUGGCAACUACGCUGUAACUGCUGCUUCAGAUCUUGCAUGCCUGCAGGCGCUGUCGAGGAGGAUCAAUUAUGGGAGGUAUGUCGCAGAAGUGAAGUUCAGAGGAGACCAGCAAAGAUACACAGCUUUAAUUGGCUCGAAGGACAAGGAUGCUCUGAUGAAACUGUUGACAUCAGAAGCCCAAGAGAAUGUGGUGAAGAGGAGGGUAGAGAAGAAAGCCAUGGUGUUAGGCCAAGAUAUAACUUUGGAUGGACCAACUGAGACCGGUGACACGAACAGUGGUCAAUCCAGUUUUAAAGUUGCACCUUCAGUAGUUUAUAAACUCUAUGAUCAAUGGGUUAUCCCAUUGACCAAAAAUGUGGAGGUUGAUUACCUGCUCCAUCGUCUCGAUUGAGCAACGCCUUUCUCAAGCCAGCUAACCUAUUUGUUCACAGUUAUUGACAGUUGUUACAUAUUUACAUGAAGGGAUAACGCAAUAAGAAACAUGCAGAAUACCUGCAUAAUUGUGAA